Messenger RNA from Caenorhabditis bovis, 1491 nucleotides. The record is from the annotation of a GenBank genome assembly. NCBI's taxonomy places the organism in Eukaryota, Metazoa, Nematoda, Chromadorea, Rhabditida, Rhabditidae.
AUGAAUCUACACAUACUCACCAUAAUCUCAUCAUUACUCAAAGCUGCGAUCCCGUGCCGCAUCGACAGCAACUUACAUGGCUUAUUCAAAAAACAAUCGAAUCGACUGAUGACGACAGAUGGACAAGGAAGACAAUCUUUAGUUUAUGAAGACGUUUUGAUCACAAGCACCUCAAUCAGCGACUAUGGGGAUUGCUAUUUAAAAUAUGGACAAUCAUAUAUAUUUGGAUUGAAAAGAAUGGGAAAGCCCGUAUGUUUUCGAUGUCUUACACCUAUAUCACUCUCAUCAAAUGUUCUUCAAUUAGCACACCAAUAUGAGGAAACAUGCUAUGAUACAGAAAGGGAUGCCAAAAUGACAUGUUUCGACUCGUCUUUGGUGUCGGUGACCGAUGGAGUUCUACUCUUCCGAAGCGGCACCGAGGAGCCGGCGAGCUGUAGUCCGAUCGAUGGACGAUUCGAUGUGGCCUAUCGAAUGAAUGACGCUGUAUUGAGCUGUGAAGCCAAUCAAGGGACCACUGCGGAUAAUUGCGAUGCAUCGUCAGUGAUCAGUGUGCAUUUUCGAAAUUGCAGUUUUCCAGAUUUUGAUAUGUCACUUCGUUGCAUUGGGUCUUGGAGCGAUCAGAAAUCAAAACAAAACUAUUUAAUAGUGCAAAACGAGGAAAAUGGCGAAUAUCGAUGCGGGAUCACUGUAGAGGAAUCCAACGUGAAGAAAGUAUAUUUCGGAAAUGAUUCGACUUGUUCAUCGCUAAGUGUUAAAAAUGCAUUUGACACGUACUAUUUUCAUUCAGAAGCUCAUGCGAAACCGUUCACCCCAUGCGCGUUUCCGGAAUGGAUGCUCGGCGAGUUUGAUACGAUGACAGUGUCGCGAAAUGAGCUUCAAUAUUUGCAAUAUCGAGUUGGUGCCGUUCCCUUGAUUUCCCAUUGUGUGCAAACGUUUCAAGAUCGCGUUUUGGUAUAUUCUGAAACCAAGUGCGGUGAACCUCUUGGUUAUCAUUGCCUUCUAUUCAACGCUAGAAGUCAGAAUCUCAUCGAGUUCAAGACCACAAUCCCAUCAGAUAGUUCAAAUUCAUCAGUUUGUCUAAAUGAAACCCAAUGGGACACCAUUCCUUGGACAUCGUCAGUUGUGAAGAACACCACGCCAUACUCUUGCGGGGUGUUCGGCUCAUUUGCCACAAAAAACACUUCCGAUUACUGCUAUGAUGUGAACUUUGAUUGCGAAGACGGCACUAGAAUGAGAAUAUCAGUGUUUAACUGCGAUGAUGGCAUUCCGUUUGAUUCUCGCUCAUACACCUGUCUAGCUUCGUGGAAACACGAGGACCGCCUCAUCAUUUAUGCGACACGCGGAGGCGACGACAACGAGUGUUUUGUGACUCAAUACGAAAACGGCGAGUACCACUUCGUAUCCACCGGAGAUCAAUGCGAGCGUGACUUUGACUUCGAAAACAAGAAAAAUAUUGAUUACACGAGAAUGGUUCUUUAUGAGAAGGGUUAG